UGUCUUCCAGGGCAAAAAGAAGAGUUUUUCAACUGGGUGUGUUCACCAAACUAAAGCGUACACAGUAGCUACUAUACAUGCAUCUGUCUAGUGGUUCGAAUGGAUUCUCGACCCUUUAACUUUUACCUUUCACUAUGUUUUCAUGUUGUAGGGUUGUGUUAUGGAAACGGUUUGUUACCAGCAGAAUCCAUGGUCGGGGAGGUUACACACGAUGUGACAUUCACAAUCGUUAAUCCACCAAACGUACCAUUUAGGGUAGUAGUCUGGACAGCUAAUGGUACUAAUGUAAUAACCAGUGGGGGCAACGGGGAUGACGAUAUAGACACUGGAUAUGUAGGAAGAAUCACUCUGAACUAUACUACUGGAUCUCUGGAACUCAGGAAUCUAGUCCUGAGUGACACGGGAGAAUAUGUAGUCUCUAUAAUAACAGUUGGACUUGGAACAAUGGAUGGUUCUACUACAUUGAGGGUGUAUGCGCCAGUCUCCAAGAUGACAAUAACUGCCAACAACAUAGACUUAGUGGAGUUCAACAGCUCUGUCAGUCUGUCCUGCUCCUCCUCUGGCUCCUCCCUCUCUUACCGCUGGCUGAAUGGCAGCUCAGAGUUCACAGCCAGUGAUGGAGUUCAGCUUGAUGAUGGAAACAGCACUCUCACCAUAGUCAGAGUGACCCGGUAUGACCAGGGGCCGUUCUGGUGUAUUGUCUCCAACCCCAUCAACAGUGACAAUGAGAGUAUAACCCUCACCAUCAGCUAUGGUCCAGAAAACAUAACAUUGAAGGUGACCCCUCUAGAUGUACUGUAUGGAUCAGGGUCAGACCUCACUCUGUCCUGCUCAGCUGAGUCCAGUCCUCCUGCCCAGUUUCAGUGGGCUCUGAAUGGAGAACUGCUGUCCAAUCAGGGACCAGUACUCAGGCUGGAGAACAUCCAGGCCAGUCAGAGUGGUAGGUACAGCUGCUGGGCCCAUAAUACCAGAACCCUGAGGUACCAGACAUCUGAGCCCUCUGACAUCACUGUGCUGGAAAGAAUAUCUAGUGCUAAACUCACAAUUUCCCCAAACCCUCCAAUCAUCGAAGGGGGUUCUGUCACCUUAACCUGUGAUGCUUCUGGCUCCAUCAGCAAGAGAGACUGGAUGAAGGAUGGUCAGCCUCUGUCUCCUAGUGAAAGAAUGAUCUUCUCUGAGGAUAAUAAGACCGUUUCUAUCAGUCCUUUGAAUUUAACAGAUUCUGGAAUAUUCCUGUGUCAUCUCGCCAACCUUCUCAGCAAUGAGAAUGCAUCUUACAAUCUCAAUGUUAAUUUGAAGGGAUCAACACAAGGUGGACCGAAUGUUGGUGCCAUCGUUGGUGGUACUUUGGGUGCAGUAGCUGUGGUUGCAGUGACAGUGAUAGGUGUGGUGGCAGCUAUGAAAAAGGGCUACUUCAAGAAAAUAACUUCCGGUGGAAGGACAGUUGGCAACACAGGUGAAAGCUCUACUAAUGGAGGGGGGAAAGGAGGAAACCAGGAGCUGAACUAUGCAGACAUCACGCAAUUCCAGAAGAGGGAUGGUGGGUCAGUUCAGCUGGGGAACCUGGGUAUUUCCUCCACAGAGUACGCUCAGGUCAGAGUCAACAACAGGCCCGGUCAGCCGACCUAACCCACCUACCCGGCCCACCAAUCCCAGUACACCCAGGUGAAAAAACCUGCCCAUAAGCCUGCCCCUGAUGCUGCAUCCACCGUCUACUCAGACGUCCGAAGGAACUGACCACCCCUCCCUGUCAAUCAUCUGGACCAGUUGGGGUCAGUCAGGGUGACUAGGCCUGUUCAGACAUGGUCAGUGAAGCCCCACAACCUUCUCUGUGUCAAUGUGCCAACCAAACAUUUUCUAAUAAUGUAUCCCUUAUUAGGCCUGGAGCUCCUUGGACAAACAAAAAUGUCAGUUGACCCCUUAGCUAUUAUCAUUACAUUGGGUGUUUUCAAAUGCAUACUCAACUAAUAGUAAUGAUAAUGUCCUAAUAGCUCAUCAGAUCGUGAUGGAUAGUGAAUAUAUUGAUAUACACAAAUAAUACAGCUACAUACACAAUGUGCCAUUAAAGAUAGUCUCUCUAACUGCUCUUUUCAGUUCUCAUACAUACAGUACUGUUGAAGUAACUGUACUAUACGACAAAUAGUAAAAAUCAUUAGCAUGCAUCCCAUGAUUUAUUAGAACAGCAACACAGAGGAACACCAUUUCUCAGGGUGACAUGGGUACCUUAUCCCUGGUCAUUUGCAUGUAUGGUGUACAUGAUACCUUAUGUACUGUUAGAUAUCAUAACAGGGAAAUGAAAUAGCCCUGUGUGCAGUAUGUGUACAUGAUAAAUACUGUUUGCUUUGUUUAUUAGCAAUAGAUGGCUCUCUCACUGUUGAUUUGUUUGUCUGAGUGUACAGUGUGUGCAUUCAAUAAUUAUUUGGAUCAAUAAUUUCCCUAUGGUUAUUUGAUUAUUAAAACACCAAUAACAAGAUGGGGAAUAAAAUAUCAUAUUUUUCUUAUUGAAAGUUGAAAUGAACGAAACCAACAAUGGUUAUGUCAGUGACAAGGUGCAGUACCACACACAUCUAUCAUAAAACUGCCUAUAUUUGAGCUUGAGGACAACAUACUGUAGUCCCAACCAUGCAGGGGAAGUUUUUAAACACCACACUACCCAUUUAGCUUUAAUAAUAAAGCUGUAUAUAUUAUUUGGGACAUUUUCUACAAUGAUGCUUGUACCUCAAACCUAUUUCAAUAACAUAUUACUAUAUUUUAAAUUAUUCAACUAAUGUACAAUAUGAGAAAGUAGGCUUAAUUUACAGUACGAUACUUGUACUGCUAGUUCCGACCGUGCAGCAAUAUUAACAAAUAAUCUAACAAUUACACAACAACUACCUACUAUAUUUGUAUGUUUAAAUGAAUGUACAAUGUGUGAGAAAGCAGGCUUGAUUUACAGUAAGAUACAUUUAUUAAUCUUUAUGGUUUAUUGUGGUUCCAAGCAUUUUUGUUAUUUGUGAAUCCACUAUAAUGAUCAUCACAUAUAAAUACAUAUAUAAAUACAUCUAAAUAUCUCAUCACACAUGAUGUAUUUUGCAGCAAAAACAGAAGUGUCUGUAUGCUUAAGAAUUGUUUAUUUAAUGUCAAAUGUACUGUACAUGAUUUAGUGCCAUAUCUACUCCCAAACCAAACAUUCCAGUUUAUCUACUACCAAACCAAUCAUAGAGUUAUGUAAGAACACAGGGGAAGGCACAGCGUGGGUAAUGCUAUACUCCAACAUCAAAGGCCCUCUCGGUCAACACUCUCAAUACACUUAGUCAUUCCUUUAUACUCAUAUGAAUCCAUUGGUUCCUAUGAUGUCAAUGUGGGCUUUUCAUUGAAGUUUUAUCAUUCUGACCUGUAUACUGCUACUGUACAUACUGCACAUGAUUAUUGUCAUAAAUUGUCAUAAUGAAUUGUAGACUCGUCUGUUUACAAUACAACUAUUUGUUUUGAAAUAAUUGCACUUUUAUGGAAGAAUUUACAUUUUGAUGCCAAUAAAUUAUAUUUGCUGUAA
Messenger RNA from Oncorhynchus nerka (sockeye salmon), 3532 nucleotides. Its product is annotated as carcinoembryonic antigen-related cell adhesion molecule 1-like. NCBI's taxonomy places the organism in Eukaryota, Metazoa, Chordata, Actinopteri, Salmoniformes, Salmonidae. The record is from RefSeq and is a predicted model, not a curated record. The coding region runs from base 100 to 1629 and encodes 509 amino acids. The transcript has 9 exons.